CUAGGGUAAAAACCAACCGAAAAAAUCUAAAGGUACCGCGGUUCAUGUGUUAUCUUCCUCAGAUGGCAUUGGCUGGGAUAUUUCCUUUUAGUGCGAUUUGCGUUGAGCUUUCGUCUGUGGUUUAUAGCUUGUGGGGUUAUGAGAAUUACACUCAGUACAAGUUUCUGUUUGUAACCUUCAUUCUUCUUCUAAUCAUCACUGCUUUAAUCAAUGUGGGCUUGAUUUGUUGCAAGAUUGUUUCUAAAGAUCACAAAUGGUGGUGGAGGUCAUUUGUGUAUGGUGGAUCAAUUGGAUUGUAUGUUUAUGGGUUUUGCAUACAUUACUUAUUGUAUAAGAGAUCAGAUAUGUCAGGUUCCUUACAACUCUCAUUCUUCUUAGGAUACAUGGCUUGCAUUUGCUAUGCCCUUUUCUUGAUGUUUGGUAGUGUUGGUUUCUUAGCCUCUUAUCUCUUUCUUCGCCAAAUUUACCAUUCUCUUCAUUACUCAAAAACUUGAUAUAGCUGAUGACAUGAGAUGAGAUAAUUGUAUUACAUCUUUUUUUUUAAUUAUUAUUAUUAUGUAUUUUGGUGAGAUAAAUUGAUAGUGUAUUAGGUAUUCGGGGUAUUGAUUCAAUUUAAUUCGUACUAUUUUAUUCAAAUUUCAUAUUUUAGAUACAAUCAAAUUCGAAAAAUUUGCAGAUUGGAUCGGUUAUUUUUUAUUAGUUACUUUUAAUAUUAAAUUAUUUAACAUUUAUUAAAAAAUAUUUUUUUUUCACAUAACUAAUAAUAAAAUAAAACAAAUUAUUAUUAUUUUGUAUCUUGAACAACCAAUUCAAAUAAAUAAAUAAA
Cannabis sativa is the source of this 826-nucleotide messenger RNA. RefSeq names its product transmembrane 9 superfamily member 3-like. Gene Ontology annotation, biological process: protein localization to membrane. Gene Ontology annotation, cellular component: membrane. The record is from RefSeq and is a predicted model, not a curated record. The transcript has 2 exons. The coding region runs from base 45 to 494 and encodes 149 amino acids. Lineage: Eukaryota; Viridiplantae; Streptophyta; Magnoliopsida; Rosales; Cannabaceae.